CGAUCGCAGACAUUGUGCUAAACGGUUCAUCGCAUUAGCUCGGCGCUUUGAGUGAGGUGUCUUGGAAUUGAAAUUGGAAUCGGUCGCUGGAGCUUGUAACUGUGUCAAGCCAAUUUUCGAAGUGUGCGGAAAAGGGCGUCAACUGAGGCGAAGCAAAACAUCAAUCAUUUGAUUCAAUUACAGCAGAAACAAACAACUUGUCGUGUGAACGAACCUUGAGAUUUGCUUACUUGUUGUCAAUUCGGAGGCUCGACAUAUAUCUGCUAUCUGCGCACUUAAAAAAUAAAAAUAAGUCAUGGACAGCGUCAGGUCGUUUUUUGCCAAUGCAAACAAAGAAAACAAUCUCGGAAAUCAGCAAAAUGGCGCAAGUGGCCGUUGGGCCACCUGGAAUAGGAACAUGCAAUCGCCUGCGUGUCCGGGUUCGGUGAACGCCUCAAUGAGGGAUGUUAACCGUGGCGAUGUCAAGCCCAAGGACAAAGAUAAUUACUUUUACAUCAUGUGGCGGGCUUGAAGUUAAAACCCCGAAAAUCUGGCAUAUCAUUUAGAAAUUAAGUGUAAAGUGAACUAUAUAAUUAGAAAUAUCGGUGCUGUAAUAGGUGUAUUUUAUACUAUUACACAAUCUCCAAUACCCGGUAUUUAGUGAUAUUAGUUAUUUAAUUUUUUAAUUGUGAAAGUUGUUAUUAUACAAAACCCAUUGAUUAUUUGUCUGAUCGAGACUGGCAUUCAUCCAUAAAGCUCAAACACUUAUUUUAUAUACUAUUAUAUAUGGACGCGAUAACAGUUUUCGAGUUGAUUUACUGGCUGAUCUGCAUGAUUCUAUUUGGACCAUUGAUGUUCUUUGUCUGCGUUUAUCUACCCGAGCUGCCAGUGCGAUAUGUGAAGAGCUUGAGACAGCAAACAUAGGUCUUUUUACACCCUACUUAAUUGUUUAUACAUACAUACAUAGACUAUAUAUAUACAUAUAUAUAUAUAUUGAAAAUACUUAUAUUUAUACUGAUGUACUCGUAUAAUCAAUAUAACAUCAAGCUCUACGUUACAAUAAAAUCAUUGAUGUGGAA
This is a messenger RNA of Drosophila grimshawi, 1058 nucleotides long. RefSeq lists its product as uncharacterized. The transcript has 3 exons. Lineage: Eukaryota; Metazoa; Arthropoda; Insecta; Diptera; Drosophilidae. Bases 296 to 511 code for a protein of 71 amino acids. The record is from RefSeq and is a predicted model, not a curated record.